AUGGAGAGAUCAAAACCGGCCGGCCAAUCCAGCACCUAUGGCCAAGCUUGCAUGCACUGCUACAAGGCAAAGAGCCGAUGCGUGCGUACCCCAAAUGGCGACAAGUGUGAAAGGUGUUUCCGUCUCAAGAAAAGGUGCCAGCCAUCAGAGUCAGGUCGCAGGCGUAAUACUCAGAUGGCCGAAGAGUCCGAUAUGCGCAUCGCUCGGCUGGAAGACAAGAUGGAGAUCUUAUUAUCUGCAAUGCAGUCGCUCGUUUCCCAGGGGGCUUUGGGAACUUCCGCCAUCGCCCUUCAGUCACUUCAACCAGUUCACUCCCUUGACGGACACAGCAAUUCAUCCUCCACGUCUUAUUCGAAUGGCACCCUGGUAAACACCAGCGCUGGGCUGGCGGACUCAAUUGCCACAGCAUCACUGAAUCCAAAUAUGUUAUUUUCGUCUCAUCAUUAUUCUCUACCUUCCUCUGUGCCAUCGCCAAAUCAAGCAGACGAACGUCUGGAUUUCUUCCGCUCCCGAAUGCUGCCAUAUUUCCCUUUCAUCAAUCUUACCCCAGACAUGACAAGCUCGUAUCUGCGCCAUAACAGGCCUUUCUUGUUUCAAGCUAUCUAUACCGUUACUAUAUUCUCGACGCAGGAAAGACUGACUCAGGUUGAUGAGCUAAAGCGUGUCCUAUUCACCUCUGCUCUACUCGAAGUCCAGUCAAAUGUCGACUUGCUGCUUGGAUUGCUAACUUACCUAGCAUGGAGCACCGACGCUUUUCUUGGCAAAGCAGGCCUCGUAUCUCGCCUCAUGAUGCUCGCCAUUUCAAUAGUAUAUGACCUGCGUUUGUUCAAGCCAUCCUCACCAGACGUGCAAGCCAUGAUGUCUAUUACCCAGGGGCGGGAUAACGGCAUUACUCAGAGCCCUAACGAUCAAAUGCCCGACGAACUUUUGGAAAAGCAGAGGGCAUUGCUAGCUUGUUUCGUUUUGAGCUCUAAUGUUUCGUCACACCUUGGCCGUCAAGAUGCUAUACGAUGGACACCUCAGAUGGAAGAGGCGCUUCGAGCCAUCACACUAAGCAAGUCAUGCCCCGCAGAUGAGUUAUUUAUCUUUCAAGUACGCUUGCAGCUGUUAAAGCAAAGAGCGGAUUAUGUUCGACAACAGGACGAGGCAGAUUGCGCUCGCACAGGGACAACUCCUACGGCAGCCUCAGCUCCGCGCUUCUUGUAUCUUAAGAUUUUACGAACGCAGCUGCAUGAGCUGAGAUCUUCAUUUCCCCCGGAUCUCCAACAUAUAGGUCAAACUGGACAGAUUGGGGACGGUGGGACGUUAUUGGACUUCCAGCGGCUCGAGUGCUUGUGGCAGUCGGUUGAGAAUAUCAAGUCGUGGCUAGACGAGUUCUACAGAAUUCCCUGCUCGAAACUUGUUGGCCAGCCCUUUCACCUUUGGUCACAGAUGAUUCUGAGUAUUACAAUUUUGAAAUAUCUAUCAACACUCAAAGACCCAGAAUGGGAUUGCGAAGCGCUGCGGAACACAGUUGACUUAACAUCGACGAUGGACUGCAUGGCUCAGAAGCUCGAUCAAAGCAGCAAUGAGCCAGAACUUCAGUGCGAUGAUCAUUUGCUUAAACUUUUAUCCAAGCUUUUGACCAAAUGUCGGCUGUGGGCUGAAGCUCGAUGGUCCAUGGCUUCUCAGUUACAAGACGUGGAGACCAGGCCGUGCCAAAGUGCCAACCCUGACACAACCGGUCACAAUAACCAUAUUCCGGAUCUAGAUCAGAUGACCUGGAUGCAGUCAAUGGAUUUGGCAGACGACCAGUGGCUUGAAGGUGUACUGGGUAUACCCAUAACAUUCUACUAG
Penicillium hordei is the source of this 1836-nucleotide messenger RNA. RefSeq lists its product as uncharacterized. Gene Ontology annotation, cellular component: nucleus. The transcript is spliced from 4 exons. Lineage: Eukaryota; Fungi; Ascomycota; Eurotiomycetes; Eurotiales; Aspergillaceae. Gene Ontology annotation, biological process: regulation of DNA-templated transcription. The record is from RefSeq and is a predicted model, not a curated record. Bases 1 to 1836 code for a protein of 611 amino acids. Gene Ontology annotation, molecular function: DNA-binding transcription factor activity, RNA polymerase II-specific; zinc ion binding; transcription cis-regulatory region binding.